Aspergillus pseudotamarii is the source of this 1210-nucleotide messenger RNA. RefSeq names its product phosphatidylglycerophosphatase. The record is from RefSeq and is a predicted model, not a curated record. Lineage: Eukaryota; Fungi; Ascomycota; Eurotiomycetes; Eurotiales; Aspergillaceae. The coding region runs from base 6 to 752 and encodes 248 amino acids. Gene Ontology annotation, molecular function: phosphatidylglycerophosphatase activity. The transcript has a single exon.
AAAAAAUGCCAAACCCACCGAACAGCAAUCUCCGCGCCUUCAAUCUGGCCGUACAAACGCUCCUCAAAAACCCCUCUCAAUUCCUCCCCCAUCUCACAAUCCCAACAAUAACGCAUCUCCCCGAACAAGUCGGUCCCUCAAUCGCAGCAAACCUCAAUCUUCAACCAACAGAUGCAUCCAAAACCAAGUCACCCACUAUCCGUGCCCUCGUCCUUGACAAAGACAAUACCCUCUGCCACCCCAAAACCACGACAUUCCCUUCACAGAUCCUCGAUAAGCUGCAUGCCCUCCGCACAUCACACACCUCCCCCUUCAACCGCGAACAACAUCCGGAUUCGAUCCUGAUUGUGUCUAAUCGUGCGGGGUCGCAUCCGCGCUAUGAUGCGGAGGUGCGGGAGCUUGAAGAGCGCCUGUCGGGGUUACAAAUUCCUGUGUUUCGGUUGCCGGAGGGGAGUGAAAAGAAGCCGUUUUGUGGAGAGGAAGUGUUAGAGUGGUUUCGCGAGAGGGGGGUGGUGAAAGGCGCGGAUGAGAUUGCCGUUGUAGGAGACCGGUUGGGCACGGAUGUGUUGAUGGCGGCGCGGAUGGGUUCGUGGAGUGUUUGGUGUCGGGAUGGAGUUACCGAGAGCGUGGAUCCAAAAGACGUAAGGCCUGGGAUGAAUCUUCUGGAGAAAAUGGAGGUUUGGGUGGAGAGAUAUCUGAGGGAGACGAAAGGAUUGAAGGCUCCUCCACCUUGUGGUUGGGACCGUCAAUAGCUUUUCUACGCAACUGUUCACCUUUUUCCUUGACACGUAAAUAAAUACCCAUGUAUAAUAGAUAGAGCUUGUCUUCUACCAAAAUCACUACAAUUGAUACGGAUACCUGUCAAAUGUGCAAAAGGUCUGUCUUAUGAUGCUGGUUCACAUUGGUAAAGAUCUCGAAUGUAUGCCCGCGAAGAAUUUCACAGCUUCGCAAAAACAGAACAAAUAUCGCUUGGGCAACCAACAUGGUUAUAUAGAUGUCAACAAACUGACAAGACCGAACCAAAGACGCAAGCAUACGACAGAAAUGACCAUAACAAAGGGAAUAUGCAAACAACCCUAAUCCCGCCAACCCAAAAGCACCAAUCAAAUGAGAAUUCAAACAAUCUCGCCAAUUGUGCGACUUUCUGGCAUAACCACGUUAAAAGGCCCUGACCAGGUAUAUAAAGUCCAAAAAAAAAAAAAAAAAAAAA